UAAAGGGACUUCCUCUUCAGCCCUUCUCAGGCUAUAGGCCUGGGCCGCCAUUUUGGGCCAUUCGCCAAGGAGACCGCCUCGAAGGCGGCUCUCCCGUCUCGUUUGGGAAGGAAGGCCGGCCUUGUCCUGAACACCUACUCUCAGGAAGCUUAAUGCAACAGUGAUGUAGGCAUGCGGGAAAACAAAAUGGCGGAUUCUAAGGUGAUAUUAACAGCAAAUGAGAGCAGAGAAGUGAUAAAAUUCUUGUUUCUGCAAGGAAAGUCAGCAAAGGAUAUUCAUGGUGAUAUGUUGCAGACAUUGGGGGAUCAAUGCCCUUCAUAUUCUACAGUUAAGAACUGGGUUGCCAAAUUUAAAACUGGCCACGUCAGCACCAAUGAUGAGAAACGUCCUGGACGACCGAGAGUGGUUGUUGUUCCGGAGAUUGUCGAUGCUGUUCACAACCUCAUACUGGAGAAUCGGCUAAUUUCAGCUAAAGGAAUAGCAGACAUCAUGGGGAUUUCUCGUGAACGUGUUUGUGUCAUUAUCCAUGAACAUUUGAACAUGAAGAAGCUAUCUGCAAUGUGGGUCCCAAAAUGUUUGACAACAGAUCAGAAAAACAUGCGAGUAAAAACUUCUCGGUCCAUUUGUCAGCGUUUCUGGACUGAUGAGAACUUCCUGGAUCAAUUGGUCACUAUGGAUGAGACCUGGAUUUAUUUGUAUGACCCUGAAACCAAGGAGCAGUCAAAAGAGUGGAGGCACAGUGGUUCUCCACGUCCAAAGAAGUUCAGGGUGCAAAAAUCAGUCACAAAGGUGAUGGUGUCUGUGUUCUGGGAUAAGGAGGGCGUGCUGCUAGUGGACUACCUUCAAAAUGGUUCCACCAUCAAUGCAAGGUAUUACAUUGAACUUUUGGACCAGUUGAAGGCAGCUCUGCAGGCCAAAAGGCGAGGCAAGCUGUCAAAAGGAAUCUUGUUCCUGCAAGACAAUGCCUCUGCUCACACUGCACAAGAGACCAUGGCAAAAUUGGUGGAGCUUGGCUUCCAGCUGGUUGACCACCCACCUGAUUCACCGGAUCUAGCUCCCUCCGACUAUCAUCUGUUUCCAAACCUGAAGAAACACAUCCAGGGUACCAAAUUUCACAUCAUUUCUGAUGCCAUGGCUGCUACGGAUGACUGGUUUGAGGCACAACCAAAAUCCUUCUUUUUGCAAGGCUUACAGAACUUGGAAUACCGAUGUGUUCAAAUGGUGUGAGGUUGGUAAUCGACCCAGUGGAAUACAGAGCAGUCAUCAAGUUCCUUUACUUAAAAGGCCACACACCAAAAAAGACGUUCAAAGAGAUGAAAGAGGUUUAUGGUGAUGAUUCCCCAUCAUAUGAUGAAGUUAAGAACUGGCAUAAUCAAUUCAAAUGUGUUCAGACUUCAGUGCAAACAGCUCCAAAUCCAAGGUGACUCCACUCUGCUGUUGAUGAACACACCAUCCAACAAGUGGAGGCCGCCAUUUCGGAAAAUAGCUGCCUAACCAUUUGCCACCUAGCCCAAAAUAUCAAGAUUAGUGUGGGGUCUGUGGAAAAAAUCAUUCAAGAACAUCUUCACAUGCACUCACUGGGUUCCCCGGCUGCUCACACCUUUCCAGAAGCAGGAACUAGUCUAAUGUUUUCAGGCUCUAUUGAUGAUGUGCCAUGGUGUUGUAUGUCAGCCUGUGAUUGUGCCUGAUGUUCAUGUUGGGCAUGAUGUUCAUGAUGGGAAAGGGGAUGAUGUUCUUGAUGAUGGGCCUGGGAAUGAGGGUUUGCUUCGGCCUGAGCUGUCUCAGGAAAAUUCACAGGGCCACAUUCUUGAGCGAGGACCUUUGCUGCUUUUCUCAGAAAAACUGUCCAUGAUUUUCAGGUGCAGGAGUUAAUGAGGGAGAAGAUAUUGAAAGCUCGGAUAGAAAGCAGAGUUUUGGUAAACAGAGGAAAAGUCUUCAGAGACUGAGACAGUCGGUUUGGCUACAGCAAAGGAGAGAUAACAAACCUUUAUCUAGUGGGAAGGUCAAGAAGAAUGCUAUCUUUUAAGUUUUGAGAUCUGGAAAUGCUUUAUAAUGAUUCAUGGAAGAGAGUUACCUCAGUCGGGUCAAC
Molecule: messenger RNA, 2089 nt
Organism: Anolis sagrei ordinatus
Lineage: Eukaryota; Metazoa; Chordata; Lepidosauria; Squamata; Anolidae
Source: RefSeq, a predicted model, not a curated record